Messenger RNA from Phycodurus eques (leafy seadragon), 1432 nucleotides. RefSeq names its product F-box only protein 47-like. The record is from RefSeq and is a predicted model, not a curated record. Bases 1 to 1311 code for a protein of 436 amino acids. NCBI's taxonomy places the organism in Eukaryota, Metazoa, Chordata, Actinopteri, Syngnathiformes, Syngnathidae. Gene Ontology annotation, molecular function: protein binding. The transcript has 10 exons.
AUGGCGAGAGGAAAAGCAGGAACGCACACGCCGAGUCCGCCCAUUUGGACUUUCGGUCGGGGAACUGUCACGACCCGCAGUCAGCUGAAAGACAGCAGAAACUUCUUCCAGAAACUUCCACUGGAGGUCUUUCAUAUGAUUCUGGAGAACCUGUCAGUGCUGGAGGUCAGUGUGUUCUGUUUAGCGUCCAAGCAGAUGAAUAGAUAUGUGGUGGACUAUAUCAGCACCCUGGCCUGGAAGAGAAAACUGAUGCACCGAAACUUUCAUAACACCAGCUGCCCUGAACAGGAAUGUUUUGGUGAACAUUUCAGAGACCUGGGUGUGUUGUUCAAACGAUGCACCAUGUUGCUACCUACAAAAGAGAGGCUGAAAUGUAUCCUGUACAAAUUUUCACAGGUUCCUUGCUUCCUGCGGGAGACGUGCGCCGCACCAGACUGCAUUGGUUUGUUUCGAUAUGGAGUUUUUCUGCAGACCAUGAUCGCAGGGUGGGAUGAGUUUGAGUGCCAAAGAGUUUUCCAAUUCCUGUGCGAAGUGACCGAUUUGCUGCAUAAAAUUGAGACAAUCACUACUACUGGAAAACCUGGGCUGAAAUGUUUAGAAGAGCUGGAGCUCCGCUACUUCUGCCGCAAGGUUUUGCUGGACCUGUCGCCGAACCAAUCAGACUGUCGAUUUUGGCUCCUGCAGCUCCUGAAGCCCUGGCCCUUGUUCAAGCAAGCGCACCUACUGUUAAUCCUAUAUGGGCCACAGCUGUCCGAAGGCCCCAUCAGUUGGCAGGAUCUCGUGGAACGGGAGCUGCCUCAGGAUGCUCUCUGGAACCUGGCCAGGGCCAUCCUUUUGCUCUUCAACAAACCGGUAAUCAAAGACUGGACCAUGCAGUCAACCCUAGCAGUCUUCGAGGAGAUCGUUGUCAUUCCUCAGCCAUGGCACGUGGAGAAUGUCGCUCGGCUCUUGGUGGUAUGUGGCAAGAGGUUUUGCUACACUGUCUUGGCCAGCAGGGCUCAACUGGGACUCAUCAGAGAUAUUGCCAAAGUCAUUGUCUACAUUAUUCUGGUGUGUGAAAAGGACGGCUAUGAAAUGAAUUGGGUGGUAAAUGUGGUACAGCAGCUCCACAAGGGCUUCAGCUCAGAUGUCCAAAAGUUCACCUUCAUCCGCCAUCUGGAGAACAUGUUCUCAGACGUCAUCGCUGAGCUUCUGUACAUGUAUGUAGACGGAAACCGUCCUGACAACAGGGAUAUUUUCACGGCCACGUGUCUUCUCCUGGACGCCAGUGCUCGAUUUCAUGCGAAAUUCUUCCAUGUGUUGCUUAAAUAGGAACGAUGCAAAGGUACUUGCCGGGAGAAUAUUACACAAAGUAAAGAAAGUUUGUAUGGGUUACGUUUCAAUGAUGAAUUUAUUUGUCAUGAAGGAUGUAUUUAGUAUUUAUUAUAAAAGA